AUGCGACGGCUGGCCGGAUGUCCCGGCGUCGUCUCGCUGGCUGGAGCAUGGGAAGAUUCUCGCGCAGUGCAUCUAGUCAUGGACUUGUGCGCGGGUGGGGACCUGCUGCGCCUCGUAGAGUUGGCGGACCACCUCGGGGAAGCUUGCGCGCGCGCGGUGUUCGCAGAGAUUGUGCGGGCAGUGGCGGAGUGCCAUGCGCGGGGAGUGCUGCACCGGGAUUUGAAGCCAGAGAACCAAACCCUUCUCCCCCCCUCUCCGUUCGCCCUCCCUGGGGAGGAAGCUUUUUCUCUAAAGCCGCGAGCAGAUUUGUUAGAAGCGGCAGAUAGCUCGUACGUGAAGACAUGGUUCAACCAACCCGCCCGCAAGAAGCGCAGACGGAUCGCGAGGCAGAAGAAGGCCGUGAGCAUCUUCCCGCGCCCUACAGCGGGGCCCCUGCGGCCGGAGGUGCACGCGCCUAGCAUCCGCUACAACUCCAAGAUCCGCGAGGGCCGCGGCUUCACCCCCGCCGAGCUCAGGGAGGCGGGCAUCCCCAUUAGGGUUGCGCGCACCAUCGGUAUCUCCGUGGACUCGCGCCGCCGCAACCGCAGCCUGGAGAGCCUGCAGGCGAACGCCGCGCGUCUCAAGGCGUACAAGGCCAAGCUCGUCGUGUUCCCGCGCCGCUCCAAGAAGCCGAAGGCUGGCGACGCCUCGGCCGAGGAGCUGGCAGCCGCCGUGCAGCACGUGGGCGCCGUCCUGCCCAUCGUCAGGCCCGCCAAGGACGUGCCUCUGGAGGCCGUUACAGAGGAGCUUCGCUCAGUCAAGGCCUACGAGACUCUCCGCCAGGAGAGAACCAAGGCUCGGCUCGCAGGCAUCCGCAAGAAGCGCGCUGCGGACAAGGAGAAGGAGGAGAAGAAGUAA
Messenger RNA from Closterium sp. Naga37s-1, 897 nucleotides. The record is from the annotation of a GenBank genome assembly. NCBI's taxonomy places the organism in Eukaryota, Viridiplantae, Streptophyta, Zygnematophyceae, Desmidiales, Closteriaceae.